CUGGCCCGGGCUGGCCGUCUGCUGGGCCUGGACGUCGGUGACCGACGUAUCGGCCUGGCGGUAAGCAUACCUCCGGGGGAGUUGAUCCUGCCUGCCGGGUAUCUGCAGCGUCGCAAUCGGCGCGCCGACAUUGCCGCGAUCCUGGAACAGGCCAGCCAACGCGACUCGGUAGCCAUCGUCGUGGGCAUGCCCUACGACGCCCACGGUCGAUCCGGCGAACAGGCACGCAAAACCGAUGCGCUGGUUCGCGCGCUGCAACGGGCGACCGACAUCCCGGUGCUGACGGUCGACGAAUCAUUCAGCUCCAACGCUGCCGCCCACGACCUGCUGCAGUCCGGGCAAAGCCCGAGCCACGACCCCGGUGCGAUUGACGCCGCCGCCGCAGUAACCAUCCUGCGCUGUUUCCUGGCCUCGUAG
Messenger RNA from Geodia barretti, 417 nucleotides. The record is from the annotation of a GenBank genome assembly. NCBI's taxonomy places the organism in Eukaryota, Metazoa, Porifera, Demospongiae, Tetractinellida, Geodiidae.